UUUUGACAGUAUAGUUUAUCUUUAAGCGUUGUUGGGCAGUUAUCACGUGACGGAUGCGUAACGCAUGCGUCAAAAAAGGAAAAAUACGGAAUAGACUAUUAAAAAACUAUCAGAGGUUCUGGCUGUUAAAAAAGAUAUUAGAGUAGACUAUUAGAAACCAUGGCGAAAAGAAUUCGACACGGAACCAAGCUAUAAUAUUCUUCCCACAUCCACACACACACACACACACAUAUAUACCGACCGGAUUUGUAUUUCUAAAUAUGGAAGCAACGCACACAAAAUUAGCUCGAUUCUCAUACUUUCAUCGCGAUUUUCCUUUUAAAUCCGUCACCGAAGGGGGACGCGAUAUUCCGGCUGGCAAUGCGAACAAGGUGGAAAGCGAGAGAGAAAACAAGAAGGAGAGGCAAAAAAGGGAGAGAGAGAGAGAGAGAGAGAGAGAAAAUGAAAAAAAGAAAGAGAGAGAGAGAAAAAGGAAUGGGACGAGCGCGGCGCAAAGGGUGAGAGAACGCUCGGGAAGGAGGAGGAAGACGACAACGUAGCAGAAAGAGAGAAACAGCAGGUAGAAUGGCGGAUGGGCGAACGCGCAAGUGCGAGUGAGACGGCGAAGCGAGCAGCGGCGUUUGGCGCGACGAGGACGGAGAGAGGGUGAUCGCGCCCGAAGCUCGCUGGGCUGAAGUUAGUUAGCAGUCGAUGCGCACACGCCACGCGGUUCGGACGUUCGUCGGCUUCGUGCUCCUCUUUCUCUCUCUCUCUUUCCCUCCUUUUCCUCUCCAUCUUCCACAGCUCCGCGCGUCGUGUCGCUUUGUCAACGGCACGUCCGACACUUACGGAGGGAAAUUGCGGUUUCCGUUCGAAAGUGAGUUUCCUCCGUCAACCGAGCGACGCGAACUCUGUGCGUCUGCCGACCGGCCGGCCGGCCGGCCGAAUUUCCGCGAUUUGUCGUUGCCGCGCCGCGAUGUAAAGCGACUCUCAAGCGCCGACAAGCAGUGAAGUUGCGCGAGGAUCGAGAUCGCGCGCGAUGGUGUCGUCUCCGUAUGUCGUCAUUCCGAAAAUCUCGCGGCACAUUCGAUAAAUCGCGCUGAAUCUAUAACGGCCAGCUCCACUUGGUCGUCUAUUUAAAUCGGCCAACCGAAACUUGCGGACUUUUGAACCGUCUCGUGGCGAGAAUGCGAUUCGUUGAGGCGCGUCCGCGCGUUUCCUGCAGGACGUGAAGGUGACGAGGCCUCGACGGGCAACGAGCGAGCUGAUACGUCACAGCGGUUUGUAACGAGCGGCUUAUAAAGAGAAGUCGAGGAGCGCUCCGGCGGGAAGGCGCGCGGCGGUAAACUAGCGCGUCGUGCGCGCUCCUUCAAGGAGGACUUUCUGGAGAAGCUCUCCCACAUGCGUUCUCCCGGUAGCGGUAGCGGCGGCGGAGGCAGCGGGGCGGCCACGAGGGCCGCCUCGCCCUCGUCACCACGUACGCCGCGUGACAAGAACGCCCCGGGCUGCAACGAUUCCGGCAGCGCUCUGGAUAAAAAUCCCCUACGCGACCUGCACAUUCACGUGCGGCAGGUGCAGCUGGCACUGCUCCACUUCCGGGAUGUCGUAUCAAAGAAGAAGCUCGAAAUGCUGCCCGGGAACGGCACCAUUGUCCUUGAUACUGUUACCACCAUACACAAUGCAUUGAAAUCUUACCUGCUCUAUGAGAACAGCUCUACAUUGGGGUCCGCCACGAAUCAGGUGUACCAGGCAUUGGCGCAAUUGCUGAAACUCUGCGACGAUGUAUUACUGCACGGUGAUCAAUCUUCCGCAUUAGACACAGAGAACGUGACGCACGUUAUCGGGCUGGUCGAGGAGGCGGUGAAAAAUCUGGUUGCCCUAGCGCAUGAGAAGAUCGCGAACAAGCAGAAACCCGCGGUUCCUGCGAAUAAUAAUAGAGCUUCCGGGUACGGGUCGGAACUGGCGCAAAGAAACUCUCUGCCCGAUAUACCCCUGACACCGAGAGAACGGCAGAUCUUAGAGCAGACGGCGGCGAGCAGCAGUUUGGUUCGGAGUUCGCACAGUUCAGAGUCGAUUCUACGGGAUUCUAGUCCACCCCCGAAACCCCCGCUGCCUGACAGAACAAAUGUAUGUUUGUCGGAGGAAAACAGCUCUUCUGGUACACCUCCUCCGUUGCCGCCGAAAAGAAGAAUGAGGACCCAACAGCUCUUUGACGAGCCGGAGGGCCUUCUGGCGUCUAGUCUUGAUAGAGUAUCUCUACGAAGUCGAUCCCCGGAGGAUUCGUCGUCCCUCCUUAGCGCAUCUGCCGGUAGCUUGGAUUCGGCUCUAAAUCAUUCCCGAGACGAGGACGAGAUUAGAGCUAUAAUGGGACCAAAUGACGAGUCGUUGAAUGACAGUAUGGACCUAAGUCUCAUGGCUACUAUUCAAGGGAUGCAAGUUAAUGGUACUUCAAACUAUAGUUGCUGGGACGGUUCUGAAACUAGUAUACCGAGUACUAUGUUGCUAGGCCAACAAACACCUCAAGAAAUGCUUAAUCCAUUUACUGGUAUAGAGGGAAAGAUGGAGCGGUUAUCCACUCAAACGCAGGAAUCUGGCUUUGUCUCUAUGCAUUCUCAACGAAGUUCAUCUCAAAGUUACACCACUGCGUCCAGCAUGACGUCCAAGAGAUCGUCGCAACAGAGCAGCAUUAGUUAUAAUUCUCAGUCAUUCAGCACGCAGCAACAGUCAUUUUCUCAGACCAAAUUAUCCUCGGAUAGUAACGGCUCUAUUUUUACACAGAGGACGAUGACUAGUUCCAAAAGUACUAUUAGCACGUCUAAUGUGUCUGGAAACGGGGAUUCAGCAUUAUUAGAAAAACUGGUAAAUGAAAUGGAAUCGACAGCUACGUCCGACUCUAACGGAGUACCACCGGCGUUGCCAGAAAAGCGAUCCAAACGAAGAAAAGAGCGACAGCCCUCGCAGUAUGAUAACGUACCAGAAAACGAGCAUUUAUCCACGUGCGCUUUGCACUCUACUAACGGAGAUAGCCCGGACGCUAAUAAGCCACCUCCUCUGCCUUUAAAGAAACGGCACAUGUUCCAAUCAGUGGCAUAUUCUGUCAUGGCGUACAUGGAGAUGUUUGGGAACUGCUCCCAUAGUAAUAACGAUUUCAUCUCCGGUCUCGGUACCCGUCAUUCUGUAGCAGCUUAUAAUUCGAUGCAGACGGAAUGGCAGCAACACGAGAUGGCCCUUACCACGACCCAAUCGUGUUCCUUCAUGACACACACUAUAACUGCUCUACACGACAGCUCAAGUAUCUCUAUAACCACAGCACCGACUUUAGUAGAGGCAACAAAUAAUUCUAGUCUGCCCCCGGCAUUACCACCAAAGAGAUCUCGUUCCACUAAAUCAAACGCUACACCGCCACCGAUAUCGCCAAAACCUACCAUCAGUAUGCAGAGUAUCCAUAACUCGGAACCACUUGUCGCGUCGACACCUCUGAAAGUAGCAGAAGAGCCCAUUCACGCUCAUGAAAAGAAAGACGUUGCACCUUCCACUCCGGUGAAACUGGUAAACAUAAAUAAUAACAAUGUUAUCAUGGAUACGGUAUUACCGUCUUCUAGACCUGCUAGUAAUGCUCUUUCUUCGAUAUCAGUUGAUGAAAAUACUCUUGAACUAAGAGAUAUCGAUCAGGAUGAUAGUAUUUUGGAUGAAUUAGAUAUUAGCAAAUACUUGGUAUUCAAAAAGGCGGAUGAAGAGGGCCCGGAUAUACGCGGUGGACAUCCAGAUGCAUUAUUAAUACAUGCCACAAAAGCUAAUAAACAUGGUAAUAAGCACGAUGAAAAAGAAUCAGACUUCCUGUACCAAGAGGCAUUUUUAACGACGUACAGAACUUUUAUGCAGCCCUUAGAGCUAAUUCAAAAACUACACAGACGUCAUCAACGUUUUUCAUGUUCACCCGAUGUUGUAAAACAAAGAGCCGCACGUGAGGCAUUUUCUUUAUUAGUUAGAGUCGUUAGCGAUUUGACAAUAUCCGACCUCGAUGAUGUUCUUUUACAAACUCUAAUGGAAUUUGUACAGCAGUUAGUAUGUAGUGGAGAUCUUACAAUGGCCAAAGCGUUGCGAGUGAAGAUAUUGGAAAAGCAUACUGUUAAACAACUGCAAGCAGCACAACCAAUUCUAUCGUCGCUAAGUGUAACAACAAAGCAAGCUUCCUUGUUGGAUUUCAAGAGCGAACAGAUUGCGGAGCAGAUGACACUGCUCGACGCCGAUCUAUUUAUGAAAAUAGAAAUCCCGGAAGUGUUGAUUUGGGCGCAGGAACAGAAUGAGGAAAGAAGUCCGAACCUCACGAGAUUUACCGAGCACUUCAACAAGAUGUCGUAUUGGGCACGUUCCAGGAUAUUAGAGCACCGGUUGGAAAAUGAGGCGAAGGAUAGGGAGAAAUAUGUCGUGAAGUUCAUCAAAAUAAUGAAACACCUUAGAAAGAUUAACAAUUUUAAUAGUUAUCUCGCGUUAUUGUCCGCACUGGACAGUGCACCUAUUAGGAGGCUCGAGUGGCAGAAGCACAUUACGGAGGGUCUCAAGGAAUACUGCGCUCUGAUAGAUAGUUCCAGUAGCUUCCGCGCCUAUAGGCAAGCUCUAGCGGAAACACAACCACCCUGCAUUCCUUAUAUUGGACUUGUAUUGCAAGAUCUUACGUUUGUGCAUAUUGGGAAUAACGAUUUAUUACCGGACGGCACUAUAAAUUUCUCCAAGAGAUGGCAACAAUUUAAUAUUGUUGAAAAUAUGAAAAGAUUUAAGAAAGGCACGUACUCUUUCAAGAAGCAUGAACGUAUCAUAACGUUCUUCAACAACUUUAGCGAUUUCCUCUGUGAGGAGGCGAUGUGGCAAAUUUCCGAAAGCAUCAAGCCACGUGGUGGCAAGAAAGCACAGCCGCAAAACUAGAAUAUACCUAACCCUUUCACUGCCUGCGUCUCGAAAUCGAAAGGCUGAAACAGUGAAUUAGGAUGUUUAUAUUCGUGUAGGUAUAUACUCUUUUGCGGAAACAAAAUGAAAUUCUUCUACAACGCUCUAAGAGCGGUGAAAGGGUUAGCGAGUCUAUCCCGUUUCGACAGCCUCUGUGAGGUUGUAUAUUAUUAUAUUAUUAAACCUUAUGAAAAUUUUAGUAAUGCGCAAACAUAUGUGUGAAUUCCAUAUUUAGCAGAUCUAAUAUAACGUAAAAGCACCAUUUUAACUUGAACAUAAUUAUGUUUGUAAGCAUCGAUUAGAUCGAAACGCCAAAACGCGAGUCCACAGGAGGGAAAAACUUUGGUACACUAGGCGAAACUGAAUAUCUAUGCCCCGACACACUUUUAGUAGUCUUUCCGUUUGCUACAAGCCGAUAUACGUAUUUGCUAUGAACAUAUGUAACUUAUACUUAACUACAACUGUAACAGUGUUUAUCGUAAUAUUAACGAAAAAAACCCCGGUCUUCAGCUGUUCUAGGUAAAAAAGAAAUUUAAGAACAAUUUAUUUAUUUGCCUUCGCUAGUGAAUUGUAUAAAGUAGUAAAUGUUUUUUCAUUUUUAACUUAUUUAGAUAUAUGUGAACGUCCAUUUCUAGCUUUAUGUAGGUAGUGAAUUUUCGAGCGUCAACAGGACACUGUUGAUUACACAAGGAUGAACACCAAUUACGUUGAUUAAUGUAGAGCCAUCGUAGUCUCGUUAUAGCGCUCUGGAGUGCGCAUAUCGGGACACAUGGUAUGACUGAGCGCAGCUGUUACAUAUACUAUUGUAUAUGAUGAUAGGAAAGAAAAAACUUGGCGAGAUCACAUAGGUAUUAAUUUGCGCUUCGUGAAUGAUCUUUUCGCUCGAUCGGGAGAUACAUUGUGAAGGUGCAAAUUAAUGUUAGUAAUCACAGUAAAAGCACCCUUUUGUUGGCAACUUGUUAAUAGGUAUCUGAGCUUUCAGCUUUAAAUCGCACACGACUACCUAGUAAUUAUUAAAUAUUCUACAGGAUGAUUCAAAACAACCUUCCAUUAUUAAAAAUAUAAAAUCCUGAUAGAAUUCUAAAACAAUUUUUCCUCUUGCAAAAUUUUGACAAAAGCUUAGAUUUUAAAUUAUUAACAAAAAUAGUAGACCUAUUGCGGGUCGGGUACGGGAGGUAGACAGGUGCGACGCAACUCACCGUCAGACGUGGACGCUAACGCGGAGUACCCGCAGCAAUCAGCUGAUCACACUACACAUGUUAUACACUAGCUACGUUCCAAUAUUCAUUGCCAGCAUAAAAAUCUGUAUUUUCUGUGACGUUAGGUGAUUGUUAUAACUGGCAAAAAUUUUAGAAAACAGCCAGGAUUGUACGCGCACACACAUGCAAGCACGUUCUCGGUCUCUCCGAGUCUUUCUGUCUCUUUCUCACUCAUUCACUCGUAUUCAUUGCACGACCAAUGCGAAGCGGCGGUCGUGCGUGGUGGGGGAUGGACCAAUGGACAUCCCGCGACGAUCAUAUAAAUGCGUUGAAACAAUCGAUGCGUUAAUCAAUAAUCCUGCGGUUAUUGGAAGCGUUAACGUCAAGACGAUAUGGCAGC
Harpegnathos saltator (Jerdon's jumping ant) is the source of this 6522-nucleotide messenger RNA. It is a transcript of the gene C3G, whose product is annotated as C3G guanyl-nucleotide exchange factor. Gene Ontology annotation, cellular component: plasma membrane. Gene Ontology annotation, biological process: Ras protein signal transduction. The coding region runs from base 1381 to 4902 and encodes 1173 amino acids. Gene Ontology annotation, molecular function: guanyl-nucleotide exchange factor activity. NCBI's taxonomy places the organism in Eukaryota, Metazoa, Arthropoda, Insecta, Hymenoptera, Formicidae. The record is from RefSeq and is a predicted model, not a curated record. The transcript has 17 exons.